Molecule: messenger RNA, 810 nt
Organism: Perkinsus marinus ATCC 50983
Lineage: Eukaryota; Perkinsozoa; Perkinsida; Perkinsidae
Product: ribosome biogenesis protein bop1, putative
Exons: 6
Coding region: 1-810 (269 amino acids)
Biological process (GO): ribosome biogenesis; maturation of LSU-rRNA from tricistronic rRNA transcript (SSU-rRNA, 5.8S rRNA, LSU-rRNA)
Cellular component (GO): PeBoW complex; preribosome, large subunit precursor
Molecular function (GO): ribonucleoprotein complex binding
Source: RefSeq, a predicted model, not a curated record
AUGCCUUCUACAAAGGAGACUCGCCAAGUACUGCCUGAAGCUUCCGAGGCUCCCAAACCCGUUCGUGAGGAGGAUGCGGCCCUGCAAGAGUUGGAAGACUCUAAGGAUACUCCCGGUUUCGAAAUUGGAGACGAUAUUGUUGAAAAUGCAAGUACACAUGCCAGUGGUGAUGAGGAAGGGGAGGAAUCUUCCGAGACUGAGGACGAUUACGAUUCGGACGACUCUGAUGAUGAGUAUACUCGGAACCGUAUAGGCAAAGUACCGCUGAAGUGGUAUCUCGACAACCAUGAUCAUAUUGGUUAUGAUAUCUCUGGAAAAAAGAUUGCACGCACUGUGAAGACUUCCGAGAUAGAUACUCUCUUGAGAGCGGCUGAGGAUCCCGAUGCUUGGCGCACCGUCACUGAUAUCAAGAACGACAGGGAGAUCAAGCUAAGUGACACCGACCUCAGGAUCAUACAGCGUAUCCGGAAGGGCUUUUUCCCUACUGGUCGUGGUGAUGGCGAUGAGGAUGAGGAAUUCCAGGUUGAGUAUGAGGACCGUAUAGAAGACAAAAUUCACCCAAUGAGGACUCGAUACCCCACGAAGAAGUCGUUCAUGCCGGACCAAGACGAGGCCCGUAAGGUCAAUAGAUUGAUCAAGCUCAUAAGGGCGGGAAUUAUCAAGCCUAAGGAGGAGAAGCCUGCGAAGGAGGAUGUAUUUCAUACCGCUCCUCGACGAAAUCACUACUUAAUGAAAAGGCUGUGUAUUAGCAUAACCAUCUCCAGAGUAACCGCCAGUGAUGACAAUACCAAGGACUGCGAUAAAGGAUGA